AUCACUUCAUCAUCUUUAUCUUCUUUAAUUUCUCUCCAUUCUCAAGCUAAGACUUUUCUUCACUAGUCAUGGAGUUCUUUAACAAAGCCAGAGUAGUAAGACUGAAGAGCUACCAUGACAAGUUCCUGAUAGCAGACGAUGAUGAAGAAACAGUUCGACAGAGCCAUGACGGAUGCUCUCACAGGGCACGUUGGACCGUCGAGUUCAUCCAAGGCGACUCCCACCACGUCCGACUAAAAAGUUUCAGCGGCAAGUACCUAACAGCCUCAGAUGAGGAAUUCCUACUGAGCGUUUCAGGUAAAAAAGUAUUGCAAACCAUGCCAGUAUCACAUAAGGAUAGCUCCAUCGAUUGGGAGCCCAGAACAGAAGGGUUUCAUGUGAAGUUAAGAACAAGAUGCGGCAAGUUUCUACGUGCCAACAGUGGCGCGCCGCCAUGGAGGUACUCGGUCAGACAUGACAUUCCCUAUAGAACUUCUACGCAAGAUUGGAUUCUUUGGAAAGUUGAAAUGGUGGACAUACUAGAAUUUGAUUCAAUCCCUGGUAAUGUAUCUCUUGGGUCGAGCUUCUCUUCCUCGUUUUCAUCAGAUUUUUCUGGUUCAGAAUCAUGUUUGGAGAUUCAUUCUUCAAUGGUGAAUCCUGUAUCUAGUGAUAGAUCCAAAUUAGUAACAGAGAACGGAAUGGAACUUUUCCAAAAAGCCAAAGUGGUUCGUCUUCGAAGUCACCAUGACAAAUACCUGAUAGCUGAUGAAGAUGAAGAAACUGUUACCCAAGAUAGAAAUGGUUUAACCAAGAAUGCAAGAUGGACGGUAGAAAUUAUCGAAAAAUCCCAGUGUUUGCGCUUCAGGAGUUGUUACGGCAAAUACCUGACAGCUUCUAACAUGCCAUUCCUGUUAGGAAUGACAGGCAAGAAAGUCCUGCAAACAUUGCCAAGAAGAUUAGAUUCAUCUGUCGAAUGGGAACCCAUUAGAGAAGGGGUCCAAAUUAAACUUAAGACACCUUAUGGGCAAUAUUUAAGAGCAAAUGCAGGCUUACCACCUUGGAGAAAUCAUAUUACACAUGAUAUUCCUCAUAGAACUUCAACACAAGAUUGGAUUCUUUGGGCUAUUGAUCUUGUAGAGAUAAGAGUACAAGAACCUCCUCCGCCACCGCAAGCCAUAACUCAACGAGCGGAAAUUGUGCGUUACGAACGACCUCCGCCUACCAACAAUAACCACAUUGAGGCUGCGGCACCUUCUGAUCCUGGUUCACCUACUGCAAUUUCGCUUCAAUUCCCUAAAAAUUCAAGCACUGAGAUUGACGAACCAUUGGUGGGCGUUCCAGUAAAGAAUGAAGGAAGGUUGAUUCAUUAUAAUGUGGCGAACGAGAAUGGUGAAGUUGAUGAAAACAAAAGGCAAUCAUUUACUUUCAAAGGAAGUGUGGUGGAGCAAUUGAAGCAAAAAUUGGAGGAAGAAACAGGGCUGCAAGAUAUCCUUGUUUGUUCUCGAAAUCCAUUGAAUGGGAAGCUUAAUCCCCUUCGAUUACAUCUUCCUCCAAACAAUGCAAAUAUGCAUGUUAUUGUGGUUCCCUCACCAGGGAAAGCAUCAUCAAAUAUUGGGCAACUUGAGAGUCCAUCUGCAGCGUAAUUGAAUUUGCAUUGUCAUUCACAACAUUACGUGUGGAUAUUGCUCAAGUUGGAGGCCGGGAAGGGGGUGAGAUUGGCAGAGUUUAAAUUGGAUCAUUGCUCAAUCAAGAUAAUCUUGAUUAUCCACGGGUCAUCUUGUGGAAUUUCUUUUGAGGGCUAUUUAAUGUUAUACGGGUCCUUCUUCCUUUGUUGGCUGUUUUUCUUAAUCCUUUUGUAAUUGUUAAUAAUACUUUGAGGUUUUCUUUGGUUUUAAAGUUUUUCGAAAUAAUUAAUUUUAGCACUCUAA
This is a messenger RNA of Ricinus communis (castor bean), 1907 nucleotides long. RefSeq lists its product as uncharacterized. The transcript has 4 exons. The record is from RefSeq and is a predicted model, not a curated record. Bases 69 to 1622 code for a protein of 517 amino acids. Lineage: Eukaryota; Viridiplantae; Streptophyta; Magnoliopsida; Malpighiales; Euphorbiaceae.